AUGAUGAACACUCCCUCAAGCACCCCCGCCAAAACCCCCAUCUUCCUCCUGAAAACCAAAUCGACUCCCCACGACGGAUACGAAGAAUAUUUCUCCGCAUCCGGCCAGUAUGACCCCAUCUUCGUCCCGGUCCUCGAACACAGGUUUCGUGAGGCAAGUCUGCGGAGGGUGAGGGACCUGUUCGUCUCCGGGAAUAUAGGGAAGAAAUAUGGGGGGUUGAUAUUUACGAGUCAGAGAGCUAUGGAGGGGUUUGCGAGGGUUAUCACGAAUGAAGUGGGGGAAAACGCAUCUACAAAGGCCUCUGAAUCCCUACUCCUCUACAGCGUCGGACCCGCGACCUACCGCUCUCUGAAUACAUUACGCGAAUCACACCUCCCCCACUCUGAACUCGUAGGCCGCGAUGCGGGUACGGGCGAGAAACUCGCGCAUAUCAUCCUCGACCACUAUAAUGCCAAUUACGGCAAUAGAAGACCUACCACCGAUCCCGAAACAAAGGUAGAUGGUGAUGGCAGCGCAAAGACAAAAACGGGAGGGAGCAACGAUAACAAAUUACCCCUUUUAUUCCUCACGGGAGAGCAGCACCGAGAUAUCAUCCCCAAGACGCUCAUGGGGGACAAGCUUCCGCUGGAGAGGAGGAUACAGGUUGAGGAGUUGAUCGUCUAUGAGACGGGGGUUAUGGAGUCGUUUGAGGAUAUGUUCGCGGCUGCGCUGAGAGCUGCGCGGGCGAGGAGAAAGCUCGAGGGCAGGGGAGGAGGUGGUGCGAACGGGAGGGAAUGGAUAGGGAUGGGAUAUCCACAUCUAUGA
Molecule: messenger RNA, 804 nt
Organism: Histoplasma mississippiense
Lineage: Eukaryota; Fungi; Ascomycota; Eurotiomycetes; Onygenales; Ajellomycetaceae
Exons: 3
Coding region: 1-804 (267 amino acids)
Biological process (GO): uroporphyrinogen III biosynthetic process
Molecular function (GO): uroporphyrinogen-III synthase activity
Source: RefSeq, a predicted model, not a curated record